Molecule: messenger RNA, 2085 nt
Organism: Lolium perenne
Lineage: Eukaryota; Viridiplantae; Streptophyta; Magnoliopsida; Poales; Poaceae
Product: very-long-chain 3-oxoacyl-CoA reductase-like protein At1g24470
Cellular component (GO): endoplasmic reticulum
Molecular function (GO): ketoreductase activity
Source: RefSeq, a predicted model, not a curated record
GGGAGAGCCGACGGAGUUACAUGGAGGGACAUGUAACUAGAGUUUCCAAGCUUAGUAGUACUACCCAUCAUCCUCCGGUUCCAACAUGCCACCUGGUACACAAUGGUAUUUUUUUUUUUUUGACAGGAAUGGUAAUUUAUUUUUGGCUUUGUACUGGUAACACCAAAGACAUUUGUUCGGUGAAUUGCAUACCUCCCCUAGUUACUGGUAGUCUUUAUGGACAUGCAUAAGAGUAUUUUAUCAACAUUUUACUCCGGAAGUUUAUUUCAUUCUGUUGAGCAUAGUUAAUGGGGCUGGGAACGUUGAUCAUUUAUCUGACUGCAGGUUGUGUUUUUUUUUUCCUGCUCUUGUGCUCAUAUUUGUCUGGCUCUGCCUAUUUGAACAGACUUUGGCUUGGAGAUUCCAAGCAGUGGUGUUAUGAAUCAUUUAUGUGUUAGACAUGGUUGGCUUUCCAAGUAUAGAGAAAAUGGAUAUGCAAAUCAUCACCAUUGCUUUCACUUUCGGGGUCAGAGUCACCCUACAGAGGGCAUUCAUCUUUUUUUGAACUCAGAGGGCAUUAUUCGAACCCUUUUGAAGAGAAAAUGAUUUAGUACAAGGCUGGAGACAUAUGGCACGGCAACGCACGUUUUUCUUGCUAGUAUAAAUGCAUAUAAACAAUAUUACGGACUUAAGUUUUUCUUCUUUUGUUUCCGCCCGCAAGAUUGUGUCGUCAUCGCCAACGCAAUUUAUAUACAGUACUCGCUUCACAAGUGUACAACUGUCCAUGGUGCCAUGCAUGCGUAGUUGCUGAGGCGAUAGUACCCAACCGCUGCUUCAUGGGCGCUGUUGGGGCACCUUUUGCAUUGAAUCGAGCUAUUAAUGGCCCUAACUACGUGGUGUAUGCCAAUGCAGUGCAAGCACAUCGGCAGAAGCCGCCGAGGGUCGCCGCCGGUGUGGUUCGUGGUACUGCUCGCCCUGGGCCUCCACGCCGCGCUCGUCUCCGUGGCGACCUUCCUUGCCUGGCUGCACCGCGCCUUCAUCCGGCCGGGGAAGGACCUGGCCCUGCGCUACGGCGCGUGGGCGGUUGUCACCGGCGCCACCGACGGCAUCGGCCGCGCGCUGGCGCUGGAGCUCGCGCGCGGGGGCCUCCACCUCGUCCUCGUCGGCCGGAACCCCGCGAAGCUGUCCCGCGUCGCCAAGGAGGCCCAGACGGCCGCGCCGUCCUGCAAGGUCAAGAGCGUGGUAUUCGACCUGGCCGGCGACGCGACGGAGCUGUCGCGCGGCGCGGCGAGGGUGCUGGAGGCCGUGAGGGGGCUCGACGUGGGCCUGCUGGUGAACAACGCCGGCGCGACGUACCCCGGCGCGGCCUACUUCCACGAGGUGGAGACCCCGGUGUGGGAGGCGGUGGUGCGGGUGAACGUGGAGGCGGCGACGCGGAUCGCGCGCGCCGUGGUGCCGGCGAUGGCGAACAAGGGGAGGGGCGCCGUCGUCAACGUCGGCUCCGGGUCGUCCGUCGUGGUGCCGUCGUUCCCGCUCUACGCCGUGUACGCUGCCAGCAAAGCGUAUAUUGAUCAACUGUCUCGAAGUCUGAGCGUUGAAUACAAACGCUACGGAGUGGACGUCCAAUGCCAGAUCCCUUUGUAUGUGGCGACCAAGAUGUCCCCUGUUAAGGGCGACUCCCCGUUCAUACCAUCGCCGGAGGAGUACGUCAAAGCUGCCAUCCGUUGCAUAGGCUAUGAGCCGAGGUGCGUUCCCUACUGGCGUCACUCGAUCCAGUGGUUCUUGGCGUCUCUGAUGCCGGACUCUGCUCUCAAUCUGUGGCGUCUCCAAGUUGGUAUCCGGAAGAGAAAUGAGAUGAGAGCUCUGCUGGGACAAAAGGAGCUCAGCUGAACAGCCCGUGGUCUUCCUGAAAAGAACGGUGAAGCUAUACUGUUUUUCUUUCCUGUGGGGACUUUUGUCAUUAGCUGUUGGGGGAGUGGUUUGAUGGCAGUGAUGGGUUCGUGUUCAGGUCUCCUUUGGGAAGUGACUGUUUAGAGUUUUCUCUCGUUUGUAAGUAAUGUUUGUUAUCCUGUUGAUGUUUCGAAACUUUUAAGUUGUUUGAACCAA